AUGGCUUCAAAUGACCUAAAGCUGGAAGAUGAAGCGGUCUGCCAUACCAUUUUAGAUAAAAUCAAUUCUAUUAAUGACCAAGUUAUAACAAAGCCACCAGACAUAAAUGAUUUUACUAUUAUAAAGCCCAUAAGUCGUGGUGCUUUUGGUAAAGUAUUUCUUGCGCACAAAAAAAGUAAUAAGGAUCAAUUGUAUGCAAUCAAAGUAAUGAAAAAGUCUGAAAUGAUCAAUAAAAACAUGGUAACGCAAGUUGUAAACGAAAGAAAUGCUCUAGCUUUGUCAAGAAGUCCUUUCUGUGUUCAUCUGUUCUAUUCACUACAGUCAACUUCGUCAAUUUACUUGGUCAUGGAGUAUAUGGUUGGUGGAGAUUUAAAAUCCCUUCUUGGUGUUUACGGUUUCUUAGAAGAGUCAAUGGCAGUAUUCUAUGUGGCAGAGGUUACCCUUGCAUUAGACUAUUUGCACAAACAUAAUAUAGUGCAUAGAGAUUUGAAACCAGAUAAUAUGCUGAUAUCCAGGAGUGGUCAUGUCAAGCUUACAGAUUUUGGUUUAUCAAAGAUUGAAGUUCACAGAGAUCUCGAGAUAUCAGACUUUGUGAACCGAACUCCUAGUUUAAAUUUAAGAACUCCAGGACAACUGCUGUCACUCACAUCACACCUGUCUUUUGGCUCUGGAGGGGGAGAUAGUACUCAUAAUUCAGUGUCAGUCAUGUCAACAGAUGCCUGUGAGAACCUUCUUGAUGAACUUGAGGAGACUUGCAAACUGAGAGGUUUAUUUGAUGGCGUAAGUGCGCUAGAAACCACACCAAUAUUGGAACAAUCUCAAAUGUCUGGUAUACAUCCAUUCAUAAGUGCUGAAAGUAUAAACUUUGAAGAUUCUCAAGACUCCGGCUCCUACCACACCUGUGAGAGUUCAAAGAACAGUUCCAAAAGCAACAAAUCAACAGACCCAAGCAGUUCUUCAGUAGGUGAAUCUUCAUUGGGAUCACAACAUGAUCAGUCUACUUCUCCACUUUGUAGAGGAAAUUCCCUCAAGAGAAUACCUAGCUUUCGGGCUAAAAAAAGAAAACGAAUAUUGGAUUGCGAAGGCGAAACACCUACGGGCGUGGCAAGUUUAGCAGAAUCAAAGGAAAACCACAGUGGUUUAACACAAGAAAUAAUGGCAUUAGAACUUAGUCAAAAUACGCCUAAGCGUAUAUCCAUACACCCGACCCCUGAUAAACGCAAGAAUCCUAUUAAAGGUGUAUUGAAAAAACGCUGGGUGUCACAAAACGACAGUCACCAUUUCAACGUGGGGGUUAUAUUUUCAACACCAGUGUCGAAUUCAAAUGGAUCAGAAACCAAGAAAACUCUGAAGGAGACUCGUUUCAAUCUGCCUAAAGAUGACCAGCCUGCGUCAGGGACUAAGGAAAAAAUGUUCAUGUUUGGUAAACACAUAUCAACUAGUCUGGAAAUAUUUCCGUCAAGAAGAUUAAGCAAGGGGGAAGGGAGUAUAUCUCCAACAGAAUUGUGUAAGACGCCAAUAGCUACAGCUCAUACACCUUACAGGACACCAAAAAGCGUAAGAAGAGGAAACCUGAUAUCUGAUCAAAGGAUUUUGGGUACACCUGACUAUUUAGCGCCAGAGUUACUAUUGAGGCAAGGACAUGGCCCUGCAGUGGAUUGGUGGGCACUGGGUGUGUGCCUCUACGAGUUUAUGACUGGUGUUCCACCUUUCAACGAUGAAACUCCUCAAGCUGUUUUCAAUAAUAUAUUAGCUCGAAAUAUUGAGUGGCCGGAAGACGAUGAAGCCUUGUCUACAGAAGCUGUGAGUGCGAUUGAGUCUUUGUUGACGAUGGAGCCGAGCGAUCGGCCGUCGGCCAGCGCAGUGCAAGCCAUGGAACUAUUCCGCAACAUUGACUGGAAUAACCAGUUAAAUGUUGAACCACCUUUUGUUCCUACACUGACCGAUGUGCAUGAUACUGGCUAUUUUCAAGCACGCAACAUACUCCAACAGCUACAUGUGUCUAAUUUUGAUAUAUAA
Arctia plantaginis is the source of this 2019-nucleotide messenger RNA. NCBI's taxonomy places the organism in Eukaryota, Metazoa, Arthropoda, Insecta, Lepidoptera, Erebidae. The record is from the annotation of a GenBank genome assembly.